AUGGAAUUUGGGUUGGGAGCGCCUAGGCCCCACAGGGACAGGAACGGGUUUGGGAUCUCCUGGAGUCUUGUGCCCCACGGGGAUGGGUGCAAGACCUCAUGGAGUGCACAGGGACAGUUUGAGGCUCCAUGGGGACUCACUCAGAGUCUUGCUGUGCCCCAGGUGCACAAGCUGCUCAUCGUGGUGGAGCUGCUCCUCGGGGAGAUCCCGGACAGGCUCCAGUUCCGGCAGCCCUCGCUCAAGCGCUCGCUCAUGCCCUACUUCCUGCUGACCCAGGCCGUCAGGACAGGGAACCUAGCCAAGUUCAACCAAGUCCUUGACCAGUUUGGGGACAAGUUCCAGGCUGAUGGCACUUACACCCUGAUCAUUCGGCUGAGGCACAACGUCAUCAAGACAGGCGUCCGCAUGAUCAGCCUCUCCUACUCGCGCAUCUCCCUGGCUGACAUCGCCCAGAAGCUGCAGCUGGACAGCCCCGAGGACGCCGAGUUCAUCGUUGCCAAGGCCAUCCGGGACGGCGUGAUCGAGGCCAGCAUCAACCACGAGAAGGGCUACGUGCAGUCCAAGGAGAUGAUCGACAUCUACUCCACGCGGGAGCCCCAGCUGGCCUUCCACCAGCGCAUCUCCUUCUGCCUCGACAUCCACAACAUGUCUGUGAAGGCCAUGAGGUUCCCACCCAAAUCGUACAACAAGGACUUGGAAUCUGCAGAGGAGCGCCGGGAGCGUGAGCAGCAGGACCUGGAGUUUGCCAAGGAGAUGGCAGAGGACGAUGACGAUGGUUUCCCGUGACCCUGGGCCCUGGCUGUGCUUUUUUAUUUGUCCCUUGGACAGAUGGUGGCUGAGCAGGGCCCUCCGUCCCCCCCAGACCCCCUUUUAUAAAUCCCUGCAUGUCUGUACUGUGGGAGGGGACACAGGGGGUUCCCUAGGCUCGCACCCCCUGACCACCUGCACUUGUGGUGGGACCCCCUCCCCAAUAAAACAUCCUUCAAAGGAUCCCUGUGGUGACAUCGGAGCCGAUGCUGGGGGGCAGCGAGGGGAGCGGGGCUGGAGGGAGCAGGAGUGGGGUCUCCACCGGUGCCCUCCCAGCUCCCACAACGGGGUCAUACUUUGUUAAAACUUCAAUUAUGACUUUUAAAAUAAAAGAUGGAAAAACACCA
Zonotrichia albicollis (white-throated sparrow) is the source of this 1154-nucleotide messenger RNA. Lineage: Eukaryota; Metazoa; Chordata; Aves; Passeriformes; Passerellidae. The record is from RefSeq and is a predicted model, not a curated record.